AUGUGUGAAGCCUUUAAUAGGGCCAUCCUAGAAUAUAGAGACAAACCUAUUAUCACCCUUUUAGAAGGGAUAAAGCAUUACUUGACUAAGAGAAUCAGUAACCAGAAGGAACUCAUGGUAAAGUAUGCUAGUAAUGUGUGUCCAAGAGUUCAGUUAGCUUUAAAGAAGAAUAAGAAGUUUGCUAAGAGUUGGUCUCCAACUUGGUAUGGUGAUGAUGACAUGGUUAUUUUUGGUGUAACAAAUGGUAUAGAAACUUAUUGUGUCAACAUCAAAGAAGGUACAUGUGCUUGCAGAAAAUGGGACUUAACCGGGAUUCCUUGUAGCCAUGCUAUAACAUGUAUAUGGCAUAACAAGAAACAUCCUGAAGAAUCUAUUUCUGAGUAUUAUAGAAAGACAACUUUCCAGAACACAUACUCUCACAUCAUAUAUCCUACAAAUGGCCCUCAACUAUGGCAUGUAGAUGGUACAUUGAUUGUCAAUCCACCAGUGAUGAUAAAGGCAAUUGGACAUUCGAAAAAUCUGAGGAACAAGAGUAAUGAUGAACCAAAGAAUCCAUAUGUUUUUCCAAGAAAGAUAACAACUGUCACUUGUACAAAAUGUGGAUCCAUGGGGCAUAAUAAAAUAACAUGUAAAGGGAAGAGAUCAGCAGAUGGGAUUAUGCCAAAGGGAGGGAAUAAGAAGCAAAAGAUCACUAAGGGAAGGAGCAAGGGAAAUGGCAAGGGUAAGGGCAAUGACAAGAGAAAAAAGACACAAACUGCAUCACAACCCACACAAGAAGUUGGUUCAUGUUCACAGGGACCACCAGCUACUCAAGAUUAG
Lathyrus sativus (Indian pea) is the source of this 819-nucleotide messenger RNA. Lineage: Eukaryota; Viridiplantae; Streptophyta; Magnoliopsida; Fabales; Fabaceae. The record is from the annotation of a GenBank genome assembly.